Messenger RNA from Closterium sp. Yama58-4, 822 nucleotides. NCBI's taxonomy places the organism in Eukaryota, Viridiplantae, Streptophyta, Zygnematophyceae, Desmidiales, Closteriaceae. The record is from the annotation of a GenBank genome assembly.
AUGCCCUCGAAUCUGCCCUUUUCCCUGAAUCUGCCCUUUUCCCCGAAUCUGCCCUUUUCCCCGAAUCUGCCCUUUUCCCCGAAUCUUCCCUUUUCCCCGAACCUGCCCUUUUCCCCGAAUCUGCCCUUUUCCCCGAAUCUGCCCUUUUCCCGGAAUCUGCCCUUUUCCCUGAAUCUGCCCUUUUCCCCGAAUCUGCCCUUUUCCCCGAAUCUGCCCUUUUACCCGAAUCUGCCCUUUUCCCCGAAUCUGCCCUUUUCCCCGAAUCUGCCCUUUUCCCCCAAUCUGCCCUUUCCCCGAAUCUGCCCUUUUCCCCGAAUCUGCCCUUUUCCCCGAAUCUGCCCUUUUCCCCGAAUCUGCCCUUUUCCCCGAAUCUGCCCUUUUCCCCGAAUCUGCCCUUUUCCCCGAAUCUGCCCUUUUCCCCCAAUCUGCCCUUUCCCCGAAUCUGCCCUUUUCCCCGAAUCUGCCCUUUUCCCCGAAUCUGCCCUUUUCCCCGAAUCUGCCCUUUUCCCCGAAUCUGCCCUUUUCCCCGAAUCUGCCCUUUUCCCCGAAUCUGCCCUUUUCCCUGAAUCUGCCCUUUUCCCCGAAUCUGCCCUUUUCCCUGAAUCUGCCCUUUUCCCUGAAUCUGCCCUUUUCCCCGAAUCUGCCCUUUUCCCGAAUCUGCCCUUUUCUCUGGAUCUGCCCUUUUCCCCGAAUCUGCCCUUUUCCCCGAAUCUGCCCUUUUCCUCGAAUCUGCCCUUUUCCCUGGAUCUGCUGUGCUCUCCAAGUCUGCUGUUCUUGCUGGAGCUACUAGGUUUGACAGUAACAACAGAGUACGCCGAAUAG